Molecule: messenger RNA, 7155 nt
Organism: Diabrotica virgifera virgifera (western corn rootworm)
Lineage: Eukaryota; Metazoa; Arthropoda; Insecta; Coleoptera; Chrysomelidae
Exons: 6
Coding region: 386-2686 (766 amino acids)
Molecular function (GO): protein binding
Source: RefSeq, a predicted model, not a curated record
CAUUUUCUUUGGCUUUUACAGAACGCGUGUGUUUCAAAGUAACCUUGUUUAAUUAUGUUUAUAAAAUAUCAUGUUAUUAUUAGAACUUACACUAUUACUAAUCGAUGACUUACUAUUUUUAUUAAUGAAGUGAAACAGUGUUAUGUAUUAAAUUAGUGGUGACAGAGGACAGACCUAAUUUGUUUAAUUUUACAAAAUGUAAGGGGAUUACCCUAAUGGAACAUUUUUACUCAUACACAUCAAAAAAAGAGUAUAAUGGUCCGAUUUUCGUUCAUAACUAAGUGUAAAACCCGUGUUUAGGUAAAGAAAACUGUGAGUAUCUAAUAUUUUUCAAGUUGAUUAACAAUCAACAAGGUAACCUAAGAUUAGCUUCUGUUCCAAGGCAAUGGAACUAGUUAAACAUAUACUUGUAUAUAACAAAAAUUCAGAAAUUGUUUUGGGACCUAAAUUUGCAACUGUAAAUAAAAAUAGCUGCCUCCUUGGUUUUAAAGGUAAUCUGCCUGUUCUAAGCUCUGAAACUUUUAUUAAUGAAGUGAUUAAUAAACCUAUGAAAAUAAAAGUUGAACUUGGCACUAGCAGUGAAAAGUUUAUAAUGUUUAAUGGAAAGAAGCUGAUGAUAUUAGCUGACCUACCCGAAGGACUUUUAAAAAUGCCACCUGCUUCUAAUACACCACAUAACUCAAAUUUAGGGAAACCUCUAUCAAUAGAACAUAAACUUUCGAACAACUUGAUAAAUAACACAUCUACUCCUAGUACAUCAAGUAAUUCAAUUCCAAAGAUGAUUACAGUCAAUGCACCAGAGAGUCCUAGUAUAGGGAAACAUUUAUUAGCUGAUUCUAAACUUCCAAAGGUAAUAAAAAUCGGUGCAGCAGAGACUCAAAAUAUAGGGAAAAAAUUAUUAAAAACAGAUCCUAAACUUGCAGGUGUGUUGUUACAAAGAAACACUGUUUGUACUACAUCGAACAAUUCAAUGCCAAAGUUGAUAAAAAUCAAUGCACUGCAGACUUCAAAUAUAGAGCACAGUACAACAGAUUCUAAACUUUCAAAGGACUUAGUAAAAACCAUAUCUAUUUCUGGUAAAGGUAAUUCGAUUUUGAGAAAAAUAAAACUAAGUCCUUCAGAUGUUACCAGUGUAGACACAAAUAUAUUAACAGAUUCUAAACUUUCAAGAAGUUUGUUAAAAAACAGUACAUCAAACAGUUCAGUUCCAAAGAUGAUAAAAGUUAGUAAGCCACUAUUGAAGCCAGUGGGAGAGGAUUGUAAACAAUCUCCUAAAAUUAUGAAUUUGUCUAUAAAAGUUGAUAAGGAUGUUAUGUCACAGAUAAGCAAUAAACCUCCAAUAAAUGAAAACAAGCUUAUAAAAAUAAAUGUAGCCAGUAUCACAGGGAGCUCUAAGGCUGACACAACUGAUAACAACAUUAUUUGUGCUGCUGAUAAAAUUAAAAUGUUUGCCAAACCAAUAACUGUGAGGAACAAAGUGAUGUGUAUACCAAUAAAUCAGGACAGUGUAGAGAGUGUUGCAUUGGACUUGACAAAACAUUGUGAAUCCCAGACUGUGAAAACCCCAGCAAAAAUGUUCAGGGAUCAAGGUACUCAAGUUGAUAUUGAUAUUAAACCUCCUAAACCAGAAACAGUAAGCAUAGAGACGAACACAGAUAUAACAGGAGAUAUAGUUAAAAAGGAAGAAAACUGGUUUAAUUUGCUUGAUUUCUCUAGUUUGGAUAACGAUAUUCCACAAUCACCUUUUCCCGAAGGCCUCCUGAAUUCAUUAGAGAAUUUCGACUUACCAGGCAAAAGUAUGGACAAUAGUAAAGAAUAUACGACCCUUACUAAUGCAGUAACAGGCAAAAAUGUAGCUAAUUACUCAGACAAUUCAGUCAAUACAGCAAAGAACCUUUUUAUGGAGUUGAGACAGGCUCUAGUUAAUAAUGAUGAAGGAAAUUUACCAAUUCACGUAGGCGUUAUAGCAAAUAAUUUCAAACUAGUCAAACGGAAUUUGUUCUUGCUGAAAGUCCUGAAACACUCUGUAGACGUACCAAACAGUCACGAUUAUACUCCACUGCAAUUAGCAUUGAUCCACAAUUCUUCGAUAGAAAUUAUAGAAGCCCUCUUGGCCGAGGGUGCUAGUUGUCGCACCACAGAUUCCGAAGGAAACAGUAUUCUUCACUACGGGGCAGAGUUAAACAGAAAAGAGGCUCUCAAAUUGUUAGUGAGCUUCGCCGGUCUCCAAAGGUGUACUUUGAAUCCGUUUAACCACGAAGGUCUAACGCCGUUGAUGGUAUGUUGUUUAAACAAAAAUUUCGAAUGUGCCGAAAUACUUCUGGAUGCUGAUGCCGAUCCCAAUAUUAAAGAUCAAAUAUCUGGAAGGACGGCACUGUUUCAUGCCGCUGAGAAGCACGACGUGGAAAUGGUCGAAAUGCUCCUGCAAUUCAACGCAAAUACGAAACUGAAGAACUUUUUCGGUACCAGCCCCCACGACGCUAUGUACGAACUAGACGGCAUGCCGGAAGCGAUUAAAUAUAUGAUUCUAGGCAAGAACAACAAAAGAAAAUCCUUAGACGAUAACCCUAAGGUCUCGAAACAUAGCAGACCCAACAAUGGAGUACAGCCUACUCUCAAGACGUACAGUAGAUCACAGCAGAUUCGAGGGAAUCAUGUUUCGAAAACCUACACUACUGUUAAAUGAGACUUUGCAGAUAUUUGUUUCUUAUCUAUUUAUCAAUAUUUUAUGAUAAUUCUAUUGAUAUAUAAGAUGAGACCGAGUGAGUUCAACAUCGUAAAGAAUACCGAAGAGUUCUGGUUAUAUGAUAAAACAGAUAUCUGUAACUUUCAUAUUUUACACAUGUCAACAGAUGAAAAAUUUCCACUUGAGAUAUUCAGUUAUAAGAACUUAAAACUGUCUUUUGUUAUUUGUUGUAUUUUAAAUUGGCUAUUUUUUACUUAAUUUGAUCUUAAAUAUCAGAUUUAUAAUCAAUAGUUCUUAUUUAUGAAUAUCUCUCAUCUUAUAUAAUAAAUGGAAAUAUAGAGAACUAAAAGAAUUCUUUUACGAAAUUUUUAUUAUGUUGUUUUUUGGCUGAUGUGUUUGUAUUUUUAAUAUAUCAUUGUAUUGUUUAAAAUUCACGAUCUUAUAACAAAAAGGCGUCUCACCAAACAUUUUUAUCUUCUACUAUUUGACUAAUUAUUUACAUUUUUUCAGUCUUUCUUGUGUAUUCCUACAUAUUAUAUUACAUUUACACAUUUUUUUUAGGCUGGUGUUAGGUACAUAUUAGUAUUACCAUCAGAAUUUUCGUCCACUUUUGAUCCAAUUGAGGCCAAUCGAUCUCACAGAUACUUUCAGUCCCAAAAAAACUUAUCCAGCUUGUUAAGAUAUGCGUAAAUGGCUGUAGAUCCAGAGUACGGAUAGGUAAAAAACUCUCAGAAUCGUUCGAAAUAAGUAGUGACCUGGAACAAGGAGAUGCGCUGUCACCUAUCCUUUUUAAUAUAAUCCUGGAGAAAGUAGUAAGAACAGCACAAAUUAGAACAGAAUUGCUGACAGUAAACGGACUAAAAUUACUACUAGCACUCGCGGAUGACAUUGACAUUGUGGGAAACACAGUCACCAAUGUGAAGGAGACUUUCAAUAAAUUGGAGGUAGAGGCAAAGAAAACUGGUUUAAGGAUAAAUAAAGAGAAAACCAAAUACAUGUGCAUCGAUAGACAAAAGGGACGAGAUAGAAUAGGGCAAAAUGUUACGAUAUACCCAUAUAACUUUGAAAGAGUGGAGAGUUUUAAAUACCUCGGAGCAACAAUCACUGCAGAUAACGAUAUCACGGAAGAGAUUAUAGUCCAAGAGGCAGCGCUGAAAAAUCUCUUUGAAUUUACUAAAGCUAGAUUUUUCACAGUUGAUUACUGUGAUUGUCUAGAGAAACAUACUGCGGUCGGUCAAGCGAAACGUAAAACAGGGGUUACUGAGAGGGUAUCAAAGUUGCUUUCCUACGAAGGUAAUUAUUCCCAUUUACUAAGGCUGAAAAUCAGUACACACAUUCUAAAUUGAAUAUAAAUAAAAGUUAUUAUAGUCGGUCAGCUGUAUGACGGAACAGAGCCGGUGGGUCGGCCACAGUGAAUGUACAGGCAUUGUUUAUAUAGGGAUAGUUGGUCAGCCCAAUAGGAAAAUUUGUUUGAUUCCAUAGGCACCAAGUUGGAUACUAUUCUAUUCAUAACACCCCAACUCGCAUACAUAUUAAGAAAAAUAAAUAUAUAUGGAAGAAUAUAUUUAGAAAUUGAAUUAAUAUCAUGCUAUAAUAUAUAUAAUGUAUAGUAGCAUGGCAUCAUUAAUUCAAUUUCUAAAUAUAUUCUUCCAUAUAUAUUUAUUUUUCUUAAUAUGUAUGCGAGUUGGGGUGUUAUGAAUAGGAUCGUAUCCAACUUGGUGUCUACGCAUUUUGACGUUGCGACCCUGACAAAAAUUGUGGGGACAUCUGGUGACUGUCUCAAUUUGAAUCAAACAAAUUUUCCUAUUGGGCUGACCAACUAUCUCCCUAUAUAAACAUUGGUACAGGGUUAUUCACUAUAUUUUAUAUACAGAAUUAGAAAAAAAUGUAAAAUACAAAAGUUAUUCGAUUUUUAAAUUAUGAUUUUUUGACAUAUAUAUCGUACUAGUGACGUCAUCCAUUUGGGCGUGAUGACGUAAUCGACUAUUUUUUUUAAAUGGUAAUAGGGGUCGAUUGCUAGCUCAUCUGAAAGGAUAUUUAAUUCCCUAUUCAGUAAUAUAAACAAUAACAUGAUUAAUUAUACAGGGUGUCCAAAAAAAUUUUUUAAUUAAAUUAAUUGUUUAAUUAAUAAUUAAAAAAAAUUUGGACACCCUGUAUAAAUAAUGAUCUUAUGUAAAAAAAUCAUCGAUUACGUCAUCACGCCCAGAUGGAUGACGUCACUAGUACGAUAUAUAUGUCAAAAAAUCAUAAUUAAAAACUCCAAUAACUUUUGUAUUUUACAUUUUUUUCUAAUUCUGCAAAUAAAGCAGUUUACAAGGGGGUCAAAAUAUAUUGAAUAACCCUGUACAUUCAUUGGGGCCGACUGACCGGCUCUAUCCCGUCAUACAGGUGACCGACUAUAAUUUUUAUUUAUAUUCAAUUUAGAAUGUGUGUACUGAUUUUCAGCCCUGUUUUACGUUUCGCUUGACCGACCGCAAUAUGUUUCUCUACACAAUCACAGUAAUCAACUGUGAAAAAUUUAGCUUUAGUAAAUUCAAAGAGAUUUUUCAGCGCUGCCUCUCCGUCAAUUAUAGGGAGAAUUCAGGCAGCAAACAGAUGUAUGUAUAGCCUCCACAAUACUAUUAAAUCUAAGAGCCUAACACGAGCAUCAAAGAUCAGAAUAUAUAAAACUGAUUAGACCGGUGCUCAUGUAUGGGUGUGAGACGUGGACUCUGACCAAAGCAAUUGAAAGAAAACUUAGAUGUAUUGAGAGAAAAAUCCUACUUUCAGUACAUAUUUUAAAUCAGAUUUGAUCUAUUUGAGGUUAGCUACUAAAAUAGAUUUCUUCAGCAAAUGUUGCCAUCCAUAUUUGUCUAUAUUAAAGAUGUCUUCAGUAUAUUCUUUUAUGUCCGAGUCUAUAUUCUAGUCGUAACGAUUUCACAUCUUCUAUUAUUUCGUCCCUUAUUAUCUUGAACAGAAACGGGCUGAGCCUAUCUCCCAGUCUAAUAUUUAUUUUAAUUUUCGUUUUAUUGUUGUUAAUUUGUUUUAUGAUUUCCAAGACGUACGGGAUUCUUUUCUGUCAGUUAUUGGUAUGCCAGUAAUACCAGAAAAAAAAUUGUCAAACAAUAUUGUGAGAUAUUUUACGAGUUUCUGGUCCUCAAAUUUGACAGUUCGUUCAGGUCCUCAAAUUUUGACAGUUCGUUCAAAAUUCCAUCAGUUCCUGGCGAUCGUCGAUUCUUACUUCUUGCGAUGAAAGUUUGCGGUCUUCAUCAAACGUUUUAGUCCAUCUAGUUUUAACCGUAUUAGGUCAAUAUGAAGAUUUUCUUUAUCAAGUGAUAAAUUGCUAUCACAGCUUUUUUCAGCAUAGGUUUUAUCUACAUUUGGCCCAGAUUAAAAAAUAUGCUAAUUUCACCCAUAGUUUGACCUUUAUUAUGUUUACUAUUCUAACUGGGAAAUAAGCCACAAAUUUAACUUAAAAAAUUAUUUUAUUGACGUUUCGACUUUUACCUCGGACGUCGUUAUCAAAAUACAACAUAUUACUCUUUCUUAAUAUUGUUUGUUGCACUUCUACAUAUAGGCUGAAAGAAAAUGCAUUAAGGAAUGUAUAGGUACAAUAAUAAAACUAUUGCUCACAUUGAAUUUAUUCGUUCAACAUGGGAUUACUAAUAUCAGUCAAACAACAACAAUAUUUGCUUUUUAAUUGUAUUUAUAAUGAUUAUAUUCAUUUGAAAAAUAUUAUAAAUCGGGAAGAAUAACUUAAUGGUAAUACUAUUUAUUAUUCUUCUUGUUUUAUAAUCACAGAUCUGAAAUGUAGGCAACUAAUUAAUAAAGAAUAAUGUAAGAUGUGAUUUAAUUCUUAAGAUUUUAAAUUUAGGCUUUUUAUAUUUAUUUCUUUGAAACGGUAAUUAGACUGUGGUCUGUAACAAGUACAAAAGACUUUAUACUGCCUGAAGAUUAGGAUACUUACCAAUAUUGGACCAAAAUUCAUUUUACAGUCAAAAGAGGCUGCGAUGGGAGUGUAAGGAGAAUGUUGCUUUUAAUGUUAAACCCUUGUACAGUCGGAAAAAUGAAAGAAUACCCAUGAACGAACAUAUAAAACACGCUGUAUUUUCCUGUCACAGUGUCACAAAGAAAAUUGCCCAGCGCAAGUACAUGUAAUAAUAAUUGUUACAUGUACUUGCGCUGGCCAUUUUUGGUAUGACACGGUGACAGGAAAAUACAGCGUGUUUUAUAUGAUCGUUCAUGGGUAUUCUUUCAUUUUUCCUACUGUAACACUCCCGAUCAAAUCUGUCUCUUGGAGGCUCUCAGAUCGUGUUUGAUCAAAACGAAAUUGAUCAGAUCGAAACUUGAAAUGUUUUUACCGAGAUGCUUAUAGAAAAAUGACAAUGGGCCGAUAAUGAUAGAAAUCCUAUAGUCUUGAGCCCAUUUACAUGCAUAUUAUGUACAAGGUGACACAUUUUAGCGCAAAUUAAUAAACAUUUUUUCUAUUA